This is a messenger RNA of Polyodon spathula (Mississippi paddlefish), 3196 nucleotides long. RefSeq names its product guanine nucleotide binding protein (G protein), beta polypeptide 3a (gene gnb3a). Gene Ontology annotation, molecular function: signaling receptor complex adaptor activity; protein binding. The record is from RefSeq and is a predicted model, not a curated record. Bases 1601 to 2623 code for a protein of 340 amino acids. Gene Ontology annotation, cellular component: cytoplasm; heterotrimeric G-protein complex. The transcript is spliced from 8 exons. NCBI's taxonomy places the organism in Eukaryota, Metazoa, Chordata, Actinopteri, Acipenseriformes, Polyodontidae. Gene Ontology annotation, biological process: G protein-coupled receptor signaling pathway.
CAAAGGUUUCUCACUGAUAAUGUACCCUUUCUCAGUCAAAAUGGCAAGUUUCUCAAUAUCUAAAAAUCACUGAGCAUGAGGGAACAUUGAGCACUAGUAUAGGCAGCUACAGUGGGAUAAGACAUGCCCCUAGUCAUUCUCUCUCUCAAGCAAAUGUAGUCAAAUAUAAUGUUGACAGGUGUUUUGUGGGAUUAGUGGAUGAGAGGAAAAGAAGAAAAAGAAACUGAAUAAAAGAAAGAAUUUCCUAGCGGUGAGAAUAUUUACCAACUACACUCGAAAACGAACAGUUUAUUUUUGUUUGGUAAUUCUAAAUGUGCAGCUAUUGAGUUUCUAUGGAUAAAGUGCUGUUAUAAACCACGGAUACAUACAGCUUUAUAGGAAAGAGCUCCACUCAACACUGCAGAGCUCUAUAGAGGUCUAUAGGAAAGAGAACUCAACACUGUAGAGCUGUAUAGAUGUCUAUAGGAAAAAGAACACCACUCAACACUGCAGAGCUGUAAACUAUAAGCAUACGCUCUGUAAUAUCUAUGCCCAUUUGUAUUGUAUCAUUACUCAUCCAGCCUGUGCUCCUGUGCAGUUCCUCGGUGCUGCACGGGUUCAUGUUUUAAGUGGUUGUUUUUGUGCUGGUUGUCUAUUUGAUUUGCAUGUUUUGUGAGGUUAUGGAAAUGCGGCCGGUUCGUGUCAAUUGCUGUAAACAGCAAGGAAUUGUAUUUACAUUGCGUAUGCAAAACACAUGGAAACCAGUGAGUGACGCAGGAGCAAAGGAGAUGGGUUCAAACACAAGACACUGGAGAGAGGGAGGGAGAGCAGGAGACAGGUUCAAACACAAGACACAGGAUAGAGAGGGAGGACAGAAGACGGGUUCAAACACAAGACCCAGGAGAGAGGGAGUACAAGACGGGUUUAAACAAAAGAUACAGGAGAGAAGGAGCACAGGAGACGGGUUCGAGCACAAGACAAAGGAUUGGCAGGGAGAGGGAGCAUCCACAAGACUCAUCUGACAAGUGUAUACAUCUUUGUGUUAAUUGAUUGCUGACAACAUCACUGUCGUAGAAAAUAAAUUAAUUCUGCUGCUUGCUGUGCCGCUUCUUCCUAAAGUCUUGUACCUGAAACCUGGCUACAGGGCAGCCUGGCUUUAACAUUGGGGUAUUUGGGAGGGAAACAGUCUGCUUUAAGAUUGGGGUCUAUGGGGGCGGGCAGGCUGUCUUUGAGCUGAGAUUUAAAGACAACCUCCGACGAUUAUAUUCUGUGAAGGGCAUAUUCUCAAAUAUCAACUGACAUUUAUAUUCAGAAUUGUCACCAAUCGCUCUUGACAGUGACAUGCAAGGGGGGUUACUAUACUGUGAGGGGAAUGGAAACAAACUGGACUUAAGGAGGAAUUGUACUGUGUGUCUGUGUCUGUCUGUUUGUCUGUAAAUACAUCAGUACCAAGUACAUCACAUUUCACCUACAGCCACUAUAGGACCAUGGAAGACCUGAAGUGUGACCGACAGACAUUCUCAACUUCCUUAUUCCUUUUCCAGGUUCUUUCGGUGAAGUCACUUCCCGCCUGUUUUUUUUCUGCCAUUGCCCUCAGUAACCACCCCUAGCAACCGUUGCCAUGGGAGAACUUGAGCAGCUUCGCCAGGAAGCAGAAUUGCUGAAGAAGCAAAUUGAGGAGGCACGUAAGGGUGUGGCAGACACCACUCUGGCUGAGUUAACGAGCGGGAUCGAGGUGGUGGGGAGGGUCCAGAUGAAAACCAGGAGGACUCUAAGAGGACACCUAGCCAAGAUCUACGCCUUGCACUGGUCAACUGACUCCCGGUUGAUGGUCAGUGCCUCUCAGGAUGGAAAGCUCAUUGUCUGGGACACCUACACAACCAACAAGGUCAAUGCUAUUCCCCUGCGCUCCUCCUGGGUGAUGACCUGUGCUUACGCUCCCUCUGGUAACUUUGUUGCGUGCGGUGGUCUGGACAACAUGUGCUCCAUCUACAACCUGAAAACCCGUGAUGGGAACGUCAAGGUGAGCCGCGAGCUCACUGCACACUCCGGGUACCUGUCCUGCUGCCGCUUCCUGAACGACAAUGAAAUCAUCACCAGCUCAGGAGACACCACCUGUGCUGUCUGGGACAUCGAGACUGGCACUCAGAAGACAGUGUUCAUGGGGCACACAGGGGACUGCAUGAGCCUGGCUGUGUCCCCCGACCUCAACCUUUUCAUCUCAGGGGCCUGCGACUGGUCUGCCAAGCUGUGGGACUUGAGAGACGGGAACUGCAGACAGACCUUCAUCGGACACGAGUCUGACAUUAACGCCAUCUGUUUCUUCCCCAGUGGUAAUGCAAUCUGCACUGGCUCGGACGAUGCCACCUGCAAGCUGUAUGACCUGCGCUCGGACCAGGAGCUCACCUCGUACUCCCAGGAGAGUAUAAUCUGUGGGAUAACCUCCAUCUCCAUGUCCCGCAGCGGCCGCAUGAUCCUCGCCGGCUACGAUGACUUCAACUGCAACAUCUGGGACACGCUGAAGGCCGAGCGGAUUGGGGUGCUUGCGGGUCAUGACAACCGGGUCAGCUGUAUUGGUGUCAAUGAAGACGGGAUGGCAGCUGCUACAGGAUCAUGGGAUAGUUUCCUGAAAAUCUGGAACUAGAAGAAAUGGGAGAGGAGGAGAGGGGAGAAGGGAUCAAGGGAAAGAUAAGAACAACUUCAGUCAGCUGAGAAGACUACAUUUCCCACAGUUCUUUUCACCAGUAAAGGCAAUCAUUAUCUGCUUGUCUACAGACAUGGAUUGUUGGAAAUGUAGUCUUUGGUUUAUUGGGCACUGUCCAGUCUUGAUAGUGUCUCCUCACCAGUGUAGAUGAGUCUCUCCCCGUCUCUACAAUGCAACUGGGAUUAAAAGGACGGGAAUGUAAAAUUGGGAAAAAUGUAAAUCUGGGAAUUUUAAUUUGUGUUUCACUAUUUAAGGUAAAUAACGUUUGUUGUUGAAUAUUAUUAUUAUAAAUAAAUACACAUAGUUAGGCAAUGUUUAUUUUCUUAUACUCACAAUUGAUGAUGUCACUGUCUUGUUUUCAGGGAAAUUAUUAAACAGCUUGUUAAUAAAACAGCGCAUUUCUGGGUAACCACUAAUUUAACUAGUUAUUUAAUGUAUCCAUAAUUUCAAAACAGCACAAUCAUGAUUAUAAGUGAUGUAAAGCAAUACUUAUUAAAGACUAGUUGGCUGCAU